Messenger RNA from Pogonomyrmex barbatus (red harvester ant), 871 nucleotides. RefSeq names its product thioredoxin-like protein Dim1 (gene Dim1). Gene Ontology annotation, cellular component: U5 snRNP; spliceosomal complex; U4/U6 x U5 tri-snRNP complex. The record is from RefSeq and is a predicted model, not a curated record. Lineage: Eukaryota; Metazoa; Arthropoda; Insecta; Hymenoptera; Formicidae. Gene Ontology annotation, biological process: mRNA splicing, via spliceosome.
UUUUUUUAAUAAAUAAAUAAAUUAAGUACAUGUUUUUCUGAAAAUAAUAAUUGUAUAAUUGUAAUGCUAUCGUGAUAAUAAACUUCUGGAAAGAGAAAGAGCGCAAGAUUCGGGUGCAAAAGGUGCAAAUAACACGAACGAAUUAUCUGGCGUCGUUGCCAAACUCGGCGGAGGAGCAACGUUUCCUAACCUCGACAUUGACUUAAUUAAUUUUGGAAAGCGGUGUCACAUAAUUUUAUAAUUGCGAAUUUUGUAUUUCAUACGCAUCAAAAUGUCUUACAUGCUAUCACAUUUGGAAAAUGGAUAUCAAGUCGAUCAAGCCAUUUUAUCUGAGGAGGACAGAGUCGUGGUGAUUCGCUUUGGGCAUGAUUGGGAUCCGAUGUGUAUGAAAAUGGACGAGGUGCUUUACAAUAUCGCAGAGAAGGUCAAGAACUUCGCUGUUAUUUAUUUGGUAGACAUUACAAAAGUACCAGAUUUCAAUAAAAUGUAUGAAUUAUAUGAUCCAUGUACAGUAAUGUUCUUCUUCAGAAACAAACAUAUUAUGAUAGAUUUAGGUACAGGAAACAAUAAUAAAAUAAAUUGGACAUUGGAGGACAAACAAGAAAUGAUUGACAUUAUUGAAACAGUUUAUAGAGGUGCAAGAAAAGGUCGAGGUUUAGUUGUUUCUCCUAAAGAUUAUUCAACUAAAUAUCGAUAUUAAUUUUUUUGUAAAACAAAUUUCUUUUAUUUUGAAGAAAGCUAUUAAUGUUGUACUUAUUUAAAAAACAUUACAUGAAAGAAAAAUUAAAUUUAAUUUGAAUUGAACAAUUCGCUGUAAACUCGAAUUUGUAUUGCGUUUAUCUUAAAAAUAAAUGUAAAGGUGUACAAAAAA